Messenger RNA from Rasamsonia emersonii CBS 393.64, 1401 nucleotides. RefSeq lists its product as uncharacterized. The record is from RefSeq and is a predicted model, not a curated record. Gene Ontology annotation, molecular function: transmembrane transporter activity. Gene Ontology annotation, biological process: transmembrane transport. The coding region runs from base 1 to 1401 and encodes 466 amino acids. NCBI's taxonomy places the organism in Eukaryota, Fungi, Ascomycota, Eurotiomycetes, Eurotiales, Trichocomaceae. The transcript has 10 exons. Gene Ontology annotation, cellular component: plasma membrane.
AUGGGUGCUUCCGAACGCGCCGAUAUCAAAGAUGAGCGCCACGUGGAAUCUUACGGCGUGCCGCAGCUCACCACCACCACAGAGCGCAAGCUGAUGGCAAAGAUCGACUGGCACAUUUUGCCCGUGCUCUGUGUUCUCUACCUGCUGGCCUUCCUCGACCGGGUCAACAUCAGCAAUGCCGCCCUCUUCCACCUCAAGCAAGAUCUCAACAUCGUUGAUGGAACGAAAUAUAACACGGCGCUGACAAUUUUCUUCGUCCCGUACAUCAUCUUCGAGUGUCCUUCUGGUCUGGUCCAGAGCUGGGGUGGACUGAUGACAACCCGCUUCUUCUUGGGUCUCUUCGAGACGGGCAUGUUUCCGGGAUGUUUCUAUCUUAUGGGCAUGUGGUACAAGAGGAGCGAAGCACAGAAGCGCUUUAGUUUCUUCUUCAGCUCCACCACACUUGCCGGUGCAUUUGGAGGCCUGCUCGCCAGCGGCAUUGGAAAGAUGAACGGGGUUCGAGGCUACAAUGGCUGGCGAUGGGUCUUCAUCAUCGAGGGCCUAUUGACUUGCGUCAUUUCCUUUAUUUGGUUCUUUGCGAUCCCCGACUUCCCCGAGGAAGUUAAGUGGCUCAACGAGGAGGAGCGUGAGUUCAUCAAGGAGAAGCUGGCCAGGGAUGUCGGAAAGUCGGCGCACCACCGAUCUCUUACCUGGCGCGAUGUCAUUGAUGUCUUCAAAGACUACAAGAUUUUUGUAGGCGGUUUAAUGUAUUUUGGUCUCAUCGUCCCUGCAUACGGAUACGCCUACUUCGCUCCCACCAUCAUCAAUUCUUAUGGUUAUGGCGCGAUCACCACGCAAUUGUAUUCGAUCCCACCGUGGGCGGCCGCAUUUGGGUUUUCCAUGUGCAUCGCUUUCUUCUCCGACAAGUUACGGCACCGCUUUGCCUUCACCCUAGUCCCUAUCUGUGUUGCACUCGCCGGCUUUGGGAUGCUGCUCAACAUCCACGGAGUGCAGCACCGUCAUGUUGAGUACGGCGCUCUGUUCCUCGUAACCAGCGGCUGUUAUAGUGCCAUGCCGGUGAUUGUGUGUUGGUUUGCCAUGAACUUGGGUGGGCACAAACGACGAAGCGUUGGGACUGCAUGGCAAGUUGGAUUCGGAAACAUUGGUGGUAUUAUCGCAACCUACUCCUUCCUCCAGAAAGACGCCCCGAACUACCGUAACGGAUACAUCAUCUGCAUCUCCUUCUGCGCUUUGUCAGGCGCUUCGUGCGUCGCUUAUAUGUUGGCUGUCUGGCUGGAGAACCGAAAACGGGAUCGUGAAGUCACGGUUACCCACCCAGACGCUGCCCCAAGCCCCGAAGAGCGGGAGGCGGAGGAAGAGUUUCUGGGAGACUUGGCUCCUAGUUAUCGGUAUACGUAUUGA